UGUGUCGAGUCGAUGUAACUGGUUUCCACACGGACACUUCCUCACCGCGCAACGUUGCGUUUCUCCUCGUUCGCCGCUGUUUGGCUUCCGCGGUGAAGUUUAAUUGGAAAAAGUUGGCAAAUGAAAUCAAAUUGACCAAACUAAAACUUGUUUUGUGUUCAUGGCGGGAAGCGGUAGCUCUUUGUUCUCCGGCUUCCGGGUUUUGGGACUUUACAGCAAUCAUGUGCCGCACGUGCUACGCUACCAUCAAAAACACCGCGAGUUCUACGUGGUGACGUCGGUGGGCAAAUGUUUGCACACUUACAAUGUGGCUCAUUUGGGCAUCGUCUCUGUCAGUAACAGUCUCCAAGAUGACAUCACUUGUGUGGCAGCGGACAGGAUGUUGGUGUUUGCUGCCGCCGGACGACUCGUCUGUGCCCUCGCGAGGAACAAAGAGGUGGUGAUGCGUUACCGUGGUCACGAGCAGGAAGUGCGUCUGCUGCUUUCUUUGGGUGAUCAGCUGAUCUCGGCCGAUGGCGGCGGACACGUCAUCGUGUGGGACGUCCACGCGGGCGACGUCUACCUGAGGCUACACUUUGACCCCAGCACCUUCAGCGUGUCGGCCAUGAUGCACCCCAGCACGUACCUGAACAAGGUGCUGCUGGGAAGCUCCCAGGGUGCACUGCAGCUGUGGAACGUGAAAAGCAGCAAGCUGCUGUACACGUUCCCGGGCUGGUCGGCAGGGGUCACGGUUCUGCAGCAGAGCCCGGCGGUGGACGUGGUGGGUGUCGGCACGGCGACGGGCCGCAUCGUCAUUCACAACAUCCGAGCGGACGAGACGCUGAUGAUGUUCACGCAGGACUGGGGACCAAUCACAUCGCUGGCUUUCAGGACAGACGGUCCUCCCGUGGCGGCGUCCGGCAGUCCUCAGGGUCACAUGGCCUUCUGGGACCUGGAGCGUCAGCAGCUCGUGGCUCAGCAGAGACACGCCCACAACACGGCGGUGGCAGCUGCCACCUUCCUGCACGGCGAGCCGCUGUUGGUCACCAACGGAGCCGACAACGCUGUCAAGGUGUGGAUAUUUGACCAGGAUGGGGGCGGAGCCAGGUUGCUGAGGAGUCGCCAAGGGCACAGAGCCCCACCCACCACUAUCUGUCACCAUGGCAACGAUGGCAAGAACAUCCUGAGCGCAGGUCAGGACGGCACAUUGCAGUCUUUCUCCAGCGUGCACGAGCGCUUCCACAAGAACCUCGGACACGGUGGGUGUGCACGCUCCAUCAGUAAAAAGAAAGAACAGAAGAAGAAGAAGAACAUGUCCUAUGGGGAACUCCGCCUGCCCGCCAUCACUGCAUUCUCCUCUGCUACAGCCCGCCAAUCAGACUGGGACGGCAUCGUGGCGUGUCACCGUGGUCGCCUAGCAACCACCACCUGGAACUACCAGCGGUGCACCAUGGGAGCUCAUCACCUGCAGCCGCCAGGUGGCCACAGCGACGCCAUCGCUACGGCCGUCGACAUCACUUCCUGUGGAAACUUUACAGUUGUGGGCUCAUCGUGCGGCCGUGUUGACGUCUACAACCUGCAGUCCGGACUUCAUCGCGGUUGCUAUGGAGACAAGCAGAAAGCUCACAGCGGUGUGGUGCGAGGGGUCGCCGUUGAUGCACUUAACCAGCUGACUGUCACCAUCGCAUCUGAUUGGCUCCUCAAGUUCUGGCGCUUCAAGAACCACAAACAGGAAGAAGAGAUCAAGUUAAACGCUGCACCGGCUAGCAUGAAGCUCCACAGAGACAGCGGAAUGCUAGCAGUGGCGUUGGAUGACUUCACAUUGCUGAUUGUUGACAUCGAAACCAAGCGAGUGGUCAGGAAGUUUUGUGGUCACCAUGGCAACACCAACGGCAUGACUUUUAGUCCAGAUGGUCGCUGGUUGGUGACGGCGGGCAUGGACUGCACCAUUCGGACGUGGGACAUCCCUUCUGGAAGCCUUGUGGACUGCUUCCUGGUUUCCAUGGCGCCAGUGGGUGUGUCCAUGUCACCCACGGGAGACUUCCUGGCAACAGUGCAUGUGGACAGUCUGGGAGUGUACUUGUGGACUAAUAAGAGCCUGUGUGGGCCCGUGGGGCUCCACCCUCUCUCGGCCGACUACCAACCGGCAGAGGAGACUCUGCCGGGAGCGGCGGUGCAUGAGGUCGAGCGGGAAGUGAUAUCAGAGGAGGCAGAGUACGCGUUCCGUUCAAGUGAGCAGUUAGGGGCGGAGCUAGUGACGCUGUCUCAGCUGCCGGAGUCGCGCUGGAAGAGUCUUCUUCACCUGGACGCCAUCAAGAGGAGGAACAAGGCCGUCUCGGCGCCUGUGGCAGGAACUUCGGCGCCAUUCUUCCUGCCCACCGUGCCGGGCCUCACACCACGCUUUGCCACGCCCAUUCAGGAAGUGCAGUCCAAGGUUUACAGCUGCGGUCCGCUGUCUCAGAGGUCAAAGUUCAGUAGUGCUCUGGAGGCGUGUCUUCAGGCAGGCUCAUUCCACGUUCCCAUCCAGCUCUUGAAGGAUUUGGGCCCGUCUGCGAUCUCGGUGGAGCUUGCCUGCCUGUCACCUGAAGGGGGCGGAGACAGCAGCCUGCUGUUGGCUUUCGUGGGCAUGAUUGACAGCAUGUUGGCCAGUGGGCGGGACUUUGAUCUGGCGCACGCAUACCUGGGUCUGUUCCUCAAGCUUCACCUGCGCUCGCUGUCGCAGGAUGCGGUCGCCAUGGAAGCGUUGCUCCGCCUCUCCUUGCGGCUGGAGGCGGGGUGGGCGGACCUGCGGGCGUCGUUUCAUCAGUCGCUUUGUCUGCUGGCGUACGCUAAGAGCGCGCUGCUGUGAACUUGUCGUCCUCUGUCUUGGGACGCCAGGCAGGUGUGUUGACCACCUUCACCUUCAUCCGUUUGUCCGAUCAGAAGAGACUUUUUUUUUUUUUCAAAACUCAAAGACCCUCAAGAGUUUCAUAUCUUCUUCGUCAAGUCCCACAUGAAU
This is a messenger RNA of Dunckerocampus dactyliophorus (ringed pipefish), 2977 nucleotides long. RefSeq names its product WD repeat domain 36 (gene wdr36). Gene Ontology annotation, biological process: rRNA processing. Bases 161 to 2827 code for a protein of 888 amino acids. The transcript has 22 exons. NCBI's taxonomy places the organism in Eukaryota, Metazoa, Chordata, Actinopteri, Syngnathiformes, Syngnathidae. Gene Ontology annotation, molecular function: protein binding. The record is from RefSeq and is a predicted model, not a curated record. Gene Ontology annotation, cellular component: Pwp2p-containing subcomplex of 90S preribosome; small-subunit processome.